AUGUCGCGCGCGUCGCCGACGUUCGUGGACACGCACGCGCACGUCGACGUCGUGCUGGAUAAACUCGGCCUGCCCUCCGCGGAUGCGUACCUCGAGUACGCCGACGCGUUCGCGCGCGAGCACGGCGCCGCGGCCGCGCUCGAGGCGUGCGUCACGAUCGGAUGCUCGGAGAAGAGCCUCGCGAGCGCGGCGGCGGUCGUGGACGGGAGCGAGAGAAUGUUCGGCGCGUACGGGUGUCACCCGCUGAGCGCGCGAGAGUGGACGAGGACGAGGACGCGCGUUCGCGAGAUGUUGACCACGGGCGCGCGCGUCGUCGCGGUCGGAGAGACGGGAUUGGAUUAUCACAGGAUCCGCGACGACGCGGAGGACGGGGAGGACGCGGAGGCGUACAAGACGACGCAAAGGGACGCGUUCGCGGAGCAAAUGCGCUUGGCGACGGAACUCGGGCUGCCGCUCAUCGUGCACACGCGAGAGGCCGAGACGGACACCGUCGCGAUGAUGAAGGAACAUUUACCCGCGGACGCGCGCGUGCACGUGCACUGCUUCACGUCGAGCGUCGGGAUGGCGAUGGAAUUGUUGCGCGCGUUUCCAAAUUUGUGCCUCGGCUUCACCGGCGUAUCGACGUUUAAAAACGGGCAGGACGUUCGCGACACGAUCAAAGAGGUACCGCUCGAUCGCAUUUUGCUCGAAACCGACUCGCCGUACAUGGCGCCGGUUCCAUUCAGAGGGCAAACGUGCCACCCCGCGAUGGGCGAGCGCGUCGCGCACGCCGUCGCCGCCGUGCACGAAGUCGACGUCGAGGAAGUCUUCGCGCGAUGCCGCGAGAACACGAGGCGCGUGUACGGCAUUUAA
Messenger RNA from Ostreococcus lucimarinus CCE9901, 852 nucleotides. RefSeq lists its product with no specific name. Lineage: Eukaryota; Viridiplantae; Chlorophyta; Mamiellophyceae; Mamiellales; Bathycoccaceae. The transcript has a single exon. The record is from RefSeq and is a predicted model, not a curated record. Bases 1 to 852 code for a protein of 283 amino acids. Gene Ontology annotation, molecular function: hydrolase activity, acting on ester bonds.